GUAGUAGACUGAAACGUCAAAUAUAAUAUUUAUUUAUUGACAUCUUCGUUUCAAUUAUUUCCUUCGUUGUUUUUAUAACAAAUUAUUUGGACAUGGAUUAAUGUUGUAUUUCUAGUUUUUAAUAAUAAAACUAUGUCAGGUGAUCGUAAUCAAAGUCCUACAAGUACUAUCAACUUAGCUGAUCCCGAAGAAGCUGUGCUGAUGGAUCCUAUAGACCACGAACGCUGUCGAUACCCUUACUGUAUAGUUUGGACCCCAAUACCAGUGCUCACUUGGAUUUUUCCUUUCCUUGGACACAUGGGCAUUUGUACCUCAUCAGGAGUAAUCCGAGACUUUGCUGGCCCAUACUUUGUAUCUGAAGAUUUGAUGGCAUUUGGAAAUCCAACAAAAUACUGGCAAUUAUCUCCACAAAAGGCAAAUAAUGGUCAGGCAGGGUGGGAUGCAGCUGUUGCUGAAGCUUCUGAAAUUUAUAAAAAAAGAAUGCACAUACUGUUCUAUGACAAUUGUCAUUCCCACGUGGCGACUGCUCUGAACAUAAUGAGUUAUGGAGGCUGCAAGAACUGGAACAUGGUGAAACUGGCUUUCUACAUGAUACCAUACUCUAGUUAUGUCAGCAUUGGAGGGUUUCUCAAAACAUGGAUUCCAUUUUUGAUAAUAGUAGCAUUUAUAGUUGGUUUAGCAGCAAUAAUUUAGAUGCAAUUACAAAUCGAAUGCUGUCCCAGUGCUAUGCUUCUGAUUGAUGUGAGCUCUUGUAUUGAAGACUUUGUGUGUGGUGGAUAUCAUUGGUGCUGGAUGUGUGAUGGAGACUGGUAGUGGGCUGGAGCUGGACUGGUUGUUCCACACAAAUAUAAGAUAGUUAAUAUAAUAUUAUUUAUAGUUUUAUGUGCUAUUGUGUAUUGAUAAGUUACAUGUAACUGAUAUGAUACAUUCUGGUUAAACAUAAUGACAUUCUUUUAAUAUAUUCUUUGAAUUAUGUUUCUAAAGCACCUGCAGUACACUUGUCUAUAGUAUUCUAUUUCUAUUAUUCUUGUUUAGUUACUGUAGCUGUGUCUAUAUAGUUAUUUAUGAUAAAGAUAAUGUAUUUGUUUGUUCUUGGCUUUGUUACUUAUUUGUCUGGAGAAACAUGUUGUCAAGAAGGAAUUGUCUUAAUUAUACAAUAAAAAAUAGUUUUAUUUCAA
Molecule: messenger RNA, 1178 nt
Organism: Spodoptera frugiperda (fall armyworm)
Lineage: Eukaryota; Metazoa; Arthropoda; Insecta; Lepidoptera; Noctuidae
Product: transmembrane protein 222
Exons: 4
Coding region: 133-693 (186 amino acids)
Source: RefSeq, a predicted model, not a curated record